Molecule: messenger RNA, 2220 nt
Organism: Eucalyptus grandis
Lineage: Eukaryota; Viridiplantae; Streptophyta; Magnoliopsida; Myrtales; Myrtaceae
Product: disease resistance protein RPV1-like
Exons: 7
Coding region: 1-2220 (739 amino acids)
Biological process (GO): defense response
Molecular function (GO): ADP binding
Source: RefSeq, a predicted model, not a curated record
AUGUCUAAUUGCUUGGUUGAAUUGGACGAUCAAGUGGACAAGUUCAUGGAAGUGAUAGGUGAACAGACCACUAAAACACAGAUUAUUGGUAUACAUGGUAUGGGUGGUGUCGGAAAGACGACUAUUGCCACAAUCAUCUAUAAUAAACUAUCGGGUGAUUUUUAUAACUGUUGCUUCCUGUCAAAUGUUCGAGAUACAAAAAUUGAGACUUUGCAAGAUCAGCUCAUCUCUAAAGUCCUACGAACAAGUUGCCUGUCCAUCACUAAUAGUAAUGAAGGAAUUACUGAGAUCAAGGAGAGGUUGUUCUCUAAAACGGUCUUACUUGUACUUGAUGAUGUCGACCAAAAGACUCAGCUGGAUGCUCUUGUGGGGGUGGAUGAAUGCCGGUUCGGCAGAGGAAGUAAGGUUAUUAUUACCACAAGAGACAAGGAACUUCUCAAAGGUGUUGAUUUUCAGCAUGAACUUAUCAAAAUGGAUUUUAAACAUUCUCUUAAACUAUUUAGCAGACAUGCCUUUAGAAGAGACAAUCCUCCAGUAGAAUACGUUCCCCUCUCCAAAAAAGCACUAAAAAUCUGCGAUGGUCUUCCUUUGGCUCUUAAAACUAUAGGUUCACUUUUAAAUGGAAAAGAGAGGAGAAUUUGGGAGAUCACGUUGAAGAAGCUAGAAACUAUUCCAGAUGGAAAUGUUAAAAUCCUUGAACAGAGGUCCUUAAUAAAGAUUGCAGAAGGUAACCGACUGUGGGUGCAUGAUCAACUAAGAGACCUUGGACGAGACAUCGUUCGUGAAAGAGCUAAUUUAAAACCGGAGAAGCAGAGUCGGGUGUGGAAUCAUGAGGAAGCAAUUGUUGUUCUUCAAAUAAAGGAGAGAACAAAAAAUGUUGAAGCAAUAUGUCUCACAUUUGAUCAUCAAUCUCAAUGCUUUUUAAAGAAUGAAUUUGCAAGUCUACCAAAUUUAAGGUUUCUUCAAGUGGAGUGUGGGGACUUGGAUAUGAACAACGUUCAACAUUUUUCUUUUACCAACUGGUUUGGAAGGAAUCUACCCACCCUUCCGAAUUUGAGAUGGCUCUCAUGGUCUAAAUUCAUUCAGUAUUUUCCUUCAACCAACUGGUUCCAGAGGAAUCUACCCAUCCUUCAAAAUUUGAAAUAUAUCUCAUGGCAUGAGUUUCCCAUCUUUUUCCAAUUCACCGCAUUUUCCCUCGUGAAGCUAGUGAUUCUUGAUCUAUCAAGGAGUAAAAUUACAGAUGAGUGGGAGGGAUGGAACCACCUCAAGAUGGCAAAGAAGUUGAAGGUUCUAAAUUUGACUAAAUGUAACUUGCGUAGAACUCCUGACUUUUCUGCUCAUGAAAAUUUAGAGCAAUUGAUUCUUCAAGAGUGCUACAAACUAGUUCAAGUUGAUAAAUCUAUUGGUAAGUUAAAGCAUUUAGUGUUAUUAAACUUGGAAGGUUGUGGGAAACUUCAGACAUUGCCAGACGAGAUGGAGGAACUUAAAGCCUUGACAGAACUUCGUGUUGGUUGGACAUCUAUUACAAAUAUUCCUGAAUGGAAAGGAAUUGAGAAAUUGGAAACCCUCGGUGCAACUUACUGUAAAUUACUGAGUGAAUGCAAUUUAGCUGGUUGCUCAACAUCACUAUUGUAUCUUGACUUGUCAGAAACAAGUAUUAGUGAACUUCCAUUUGGAAAUUUUGGGUCUCUCAUUGAGUUGAAUCUUUCUCGGUCAAGCUUACGAGAGUUACCUGAUUCAAUAAAGACGAUGAAGAAUUUGAGAGUACUAAGGAUGUCUCACACCCCCUUAGAAAAGCUACCCGGUGCCCUUGGGUUGUUGGAGAAGCUUGAAGCGAUCCAUGUUGAUGAUGAGAUGCCCAGAUCUCUCGAAUCUAUUAAAUUUGAGAGUUUUGACAUUGGAAUCAAGGUUCAAGGCCUCGAACAUUUGAAUAACCUGAAAGAGCUUCGUCUUAGUGGUCUUGUGUCACAAGCAAAGUUGCUUGACCUGACCAACUUGAAGAAGCUCCGAAGUGUUCAUAUAGAAAGUUGUCCUAAACUGGUUGAGGUUAGAGAGAAGUUGCCUGACUUGACCAACGCCAAGGAGCUCAAGGGUCUCGAGAUAAGGCAUUGUCCUCGUCUGGUUGAGAUUCAAAGUAGGCUAGAAUCAUUGAAAAACUUGAAAUAUGGGGCUGCGGGUCUCUGCGACAAUUUUCUGAUCCUUCAAGCUUCAAGGAGCUAG